This is a messenger RNA of Neohortaea acidophila, 2576 nucleotides long. RefSeq lists its product as uncharacterized. Gene Ontology annotation, molecular function: long-chain fatty acid-CoA ligase activity. NCBI's taxonomy places the organism in Eukaryota, Fungi, Ascomycota, Dothideomycetes, Mycosphaerellales, Teratosphaeriaceae. The transcript is spliced from 2 exons. Gene Ontology annotation, biological process: long-chain fatty acid metabolic process. The record is from RefSeq and is a predicted model, not a curated record. Gene Ontology annotation, cellular component: endoplasmic reticulum; membrane. Bases 274 to 2385 code for a protein of 703 amino acids.
ACCUUUUACCACCCUCGCGCGGCGGCAUGUGAUAGAAUCGGUACAUUAGGUGCAGCUAGACGUCCGAGCGCGCGUGGUCAAGCGUGUUCGUUUCUUUCUGCCCGUCUCUUCCGUGCUCCUCGCCUUCAUCCUCUGCACACUGUGAACGCCAUCUACCCUCUUCCGUGGCCGCACCGCAGACCUUGACUAAGGGUGACUGAGAGAGUCCGAUCCCCUCGAAAUCACGCCCAUCUCCCAUCUCCCUCCCUCAUCCUCCAUAUUCAUCCGCCCGCCAUGACCUGUCGAGCGAUAGAAGAGGCGACCCGCAUCCACGAGCCCCCUCCACCCGGCGCACCCUUCUCCAUCACCGUCCCCGGCAGCGCGAUUAAGGGAAGAAGCCCCAUCUACCGGCAUUGGCGCAAUGAGAAUGGCAUCCUUCACGCCCUCGACCCCGAAGUGAGGACUCUGCACGACCUCUUCGAGCAGACCGCAAACCGCACUCCCAAGAGCAAGCUCCUCGGCCACCGGCCCUACGACUCCCACACCAAGACCUUUGGCCCUUAUGUCUGGCAGACCUACGGACAGGUCCAGCAGCGGAGGAGAAACUUUGGCGUGGGUCUGCGCUUGUUGCACGAGCAGCUCGGCAUCCACGACUCCCAGAUCGGCGUGGGCUUGUGGUGCCAGAAUCGGCCGGAGUGGCAGAUUGUGGAUCUCGGGUGUGUGUCCCAGAGCCUCUACACCGUCUCCCUCUACGACACCCUCGGCCCAGACACGACCGAGUACAUCAUCAACCAUGCCGCCCUCCCCACCGUCUGCACUUCCAUCAGCCAUAUUCCCACCCUCUUGAAGCUGGCCCCGAGAUGCCCCGCAUUGAAGGCCAUUGUAUGCCUCGACCCCUUGUCAAAUGGCACCGAGUUGCCAGGCACCUCUAAGAAGGACCUGCUCACUGCUCUCGCCGCCGAUCUCGGCCUCCAGAUUCAUUACAUCGAGGACCUCGAGGCGCUCGGCGCGGCCAACCCCCUCCCUUACCGCGCUCCUCGCCCCGAGCACAUUGCCACAAUCAACUACACGUCCGGAACGACUGGAAACCCCAAGGGCGUGGUGCUGACCCACAGUAAUGCCAUUGCCGCCACCUCUUCCUCGAUGUGUGUUGGCCAACAGGGAACAGACGACGUCUCCUGUUCCUACCUGCCCCUCGCCCACAUCUACGAGCGAGUCAAUGAGCACGGGUCGAUGUGGUCUGGCGCAGCCAUUGGCUAUUUCCACGGCGACAUCCUUGCCCUCGUCGAUGAUCUCAAGCUCCUCCGGCCGACAUCAUUCAUCAGCGUACCACGCCUGUACAACCGCUUUGGCGGCGGCAUCCGCGCGCAGACGGUGGACAAGUCAGGAGUCAUGGGCGCGCUCUCCCGCUACAUCGUGGACACCAAGACGGCCAACAUGAACAACCCCAACCCCGGCAAAGCAACCAACAAGCACGCCAUCUACGACCGAAUCUGGUCGAAGAAGGUCGCGGCCUCGAUCGGCCUCGACCGCGCCAAAACAAUGAUCACCGGCUCCGCCCCCAUCGACCCGUCCCUCCAGCAAUUCCUCCGCGUGGCCUUUGGCAACAACUUCUACCAAGGCUACGGUCUGAGCGAGACGUACGCCCUGGGCCUGAUCCAAGCGGAGUCCGACCUGAGCGCCGGCACGUGCGGCAUGGUCGUGCCGUGCGCCGAAAUCUGCCUCAUGGACGUGCCCGACAUGGAGUACCUGUCGACCGACAAACCGCACCCGCGCGGCGAGGUGCUCAUCCGCGGCCCGAACGUGUUCAAGCAGUACUACAAAAACGAGGCGGAGACGAAGAAGGCCUUUACGAACGACGGCUGGUUCCGCACGGGCGACAUCGGCUCCGUCGACGAGCUCGGGCGCUUCCGCAUCAUCGACCGCGUGAAGAAUGUCCUGAAGCUCGCGCAGGGCGAGUACAUCUCGCCCGAGCGAAUCGAGAACGUGUACCUGGCGCAACUGCCGUUUCUGGCGGUGGCGUACGUGCACGGCGACAGCACGCAGUCGAGUCUUGUGGCCAUUUUCGGCAUCAACCCCGAGCUCUUCGCCGCAUUCGCUAGCAAGGAGUUGGGGCAGCAGAUCAAACCGACGGAUCUUCAGGCUCUGGAAGCGGCGGGGAAGAACCCGAAGAUCCGCAAGGCGGUGCUGCGCGAGUUGAGGGCGGUGGGCAAGAAGGCGAAAUUCAACAACUACGAGCAUGUGAAGGCGGUGAGGUUGUUUUUGGAGCCCUUCUCCAUUGCGAAUGAGCUUUUUACCCCUACGUUGAAACUCAAGCGGCCGCAAACGGCAAAGUUCUAUCGCCAGACCAUCGACGAGAUGUACGCGGAAGUUGAGGGGGAGGCGAAACCAAGGGCGAAGCUGUGAGCAUUGCGCUCGAUGGAAGCAUAUGUAUUGGAGGAGAGGAAGAAACCAGUGCACUCAAGCGGCGGCAGCGAAUUCUAGCAAUCUAGACCCAUCGAAUGUACAAUCCCACAAUGAACUGUCUAAAACCAUCAUCCACAGCCUCUACCAACCGUCAUGCACAUUGAAACCCAGCAAGCAAACGCCGUUUCAGG